CUUGGUCUGAGGCUGUGCUGGUGACUCCCUCCUCCCCUCUGGGUCAGGAUGGAGAAGGAUCCUGCCACUCACAGGAAGCACCGGCCUGGGCCUGGAGCCCUGCCCUCAGGAAUAACCCCUGUAUACCUCAAGGUGGCCAGUGAAGGGGCAGAACUCCAGAGGAGCAGGAGUGUGGGUGGCUUGCACCAGAAGGGGGACCCACCGAUCUGCAUCAGGAAACUACUACGCAAGGAGCUAGACUCCGAGGACCAAAGUAAAGACCCAAGAAAUGACACAGAUGACGGCACCUGCCAGGCGAGCCUAGAGGAUGACAAGAAGAAAGGGAGCCAUGAUGAGGUGGGAAAACCGGACAAGUGUGAGAAAAUGGACCCAGAGAAGAGUGACUCGGAGGCCAGCGCCGCAGGGCCACAGGACGACGCCUCCAAAGAAAGAUGUCUCUCUGUGGCUGAGGAGGAGCAUUCAGAGUCCAUGACGCUGGAUAACCUUCUAGAAAAACAGAAACCAUCUGUGUUUGUGGAGAUCGACCUGGGCGACCAUACUGAGGAGGAGGUCAUCACCUGUGCCAUUAAAGAAGAGAAGAGGCCCCCCCAUGACACGGGGUACUUGUCUGAAGAUGAGAUAAGGACCAGCUGGGUGUGUUGCCUUCCGUACCACACAAAGAAGAAGACAAAGGAAAACAGCAGUGCUUCAGAGAAGAACCAUCAGCCGUCCCAGGACGGGACCCCUCUGACUCAGCCACUAGUAGAGCUCUCUGGGGACUAAGGGAAGACAGCCUAGGCCUGGAAUGGCUUCGUGAUCCCCCCCAUGGGCAGGGCCAGAGUGACAGCAGCCAACGGAUACUCGAGGCAAGGGACCCUCUUCCAAUCCAAGUCCAAUCACAGCCCUAGGAACCAACUCUACAGGACCAACAGGCACUCCUGCUUCCUGGCUAUCACAGGACUUAAGCGCCAGCUAAUUGUUCACUAAAGGGAACAACACGAUAUGAACGCAUCGCUGGAGUUACAAUGUCGUAUAUAGACAACUUUCAGGCCGCAGCUGGAGAGGAGAGGGGACAAGGUCACCUCAGAACUGGUCCUUCCCACACCCACAUCCUUACACCUCAGGCCCUGGGCCACAACCCUCCUUAGUACCUCUAUCUGGAAGCCUAGUUCUCUAAGGAUGCUUGGGGAGGUGAACUCCCCAGUUGCCUUCCCAUGUGAACCCCUCAAUCACCUUCCCAUGUGACCCCCCUCCUUCAAUCACCCUCCCAUGUGACCCCACAUACACAAAUCUAAGCAAAACAAUUCCUCAAACAUC
This is a messenger RNA of Rattus rattus (black rat), 1296 nucleotides long. It is a transcript of the gene C13H13orf46, whose product is annotated as chromosome 13 C13orf46 homolog. The transcript is spliced from 9 exons. NCBI's taxonomy places the organism in Eukaryota, Metazoa, Chordata, Mammalia, Rodentia, Muridae. The coding region runs from base 49 to 762 and encodes 237 amino acids. The record is from RefSeq and is a predicted model, not a curated record.